Eimeria maxima is the source of this 561-nucleotide messenger RNA. RefSeq lists its product as hypothetical. Bases 1 to 561 code for a protein of 186 amino acids. Lineage: Eukaryota; Apicomplexa; Conoidasida; Eucoccidiorida; Eimeriidae. The transcript is spliced from 6 exons. The record is from RefSeq and is a predicted model, not a curated record.
AUGAAAGCUUGUGUUCUGAACGGGCCGCUGCAGAAGCUGGAGGAGACAUUCGACCUCCAGCUAUGCCGUCGAUCUGAAAUUCUCGUUCUCGCAAGGAACAGGAGACCUGAUGUUACAGUGCCCAAGGCUAGUAAGCAUGAGGCGGCUACCCCAAAUUGGGCGUUCAGACCAACCCUAAAUCCAGGAGAAUCGCCAAAGCAGUCGAACGCAGGCGAGCUGCCGCACAAAGUGCUGAGGAAAAGCAAAAAAGUAAAGAAAGAGGCGGAAGACGGAGAGGCAGAGGCAAAGACAGGUACCAACAAACAGCUUCCCGGGAGUUCCUUUCGCACUCAAGAAAGCAAAUCACCGCAACAGAGGAACGAGACAAACAAAGCUGCUAAAGGAGGAGAGAGUCUAAAGUGCAGGAAGGGCAGAUCUUAUCUUUCUAAUCUGUCGGUAAGAAAUGCUUUCAUUCAUAUGGCGGUUGACACAAACAGCGCCAGCAUUAAUUACCUGGCAGAGCUGGAGAAGAAAAGGAGAGACAAGGAAGCUCUGCGGUUGGCGAGACAAAAGCAGCUGUAA